This is a messenger RNA of Suillus plorans, 831 nucleotides long. RefSeq lists its product as uncharacterized. Bases 1 to 831 code for a protein of 276 amino acids. The transcript has 3 exons. NCBI's taxonomy places the organism in Eukaryota, Fungi, Basidiomycota, Agaricomycetes, Boletales, Suillaceae. The record is from RefSeq and is a predicted model, not a curated record.
AUGAGCUUAUGUGCCACUACAUGCGUUAAAGUUCCUUGUUUCAAACUGUCUACACCUCUCCAACACCCUUUUACCCCCAGUUAUACUUCUAGCCACGUAGGUUCUCCUCCAAGCACUCCUUCUGUCUCUCCUAGAGGAUCAGUGGCGAGCACAGUCUUGGAAUCGGACGACGAUUCCUUCCCUUUGACACCUGAUUCUAAGCACUCAGGUGACACACACCAUGUCGCCGAUAUCUCAUGCAGAGCUGGACCAUCAACUAGUAUAAGUCGGUACCAUAAACAGCAUCACAUUGACAGUUACAAUUAUUCCUUCCAUCCGUAUCGCCGGGCACCAUCUUUUCAAGAUCGGUGUGCCUUUGAAUGUAUGUUGGGCAGCUCUGACUGUGACAAUUCAUUGGAAGAUAUGAAGGGCAAGACUGAUGAUUGGUUUUUGAGGCAUAUGGAUGCGCUUGGACCCCAAUCUUUCCGCCUUGUUGUUCACUACAAGGAGGCCGUCCGUGAGCACCAACGCCUGGACCUCUUUGUGGCAUACUGGGCACGAGAGGAGAGCAAAAGGCUCGAUAAUCUCCACCAGUUCAUGCUCCAGGCAGCCCAGGGAGACUUUGUCAGAGCAGAGCGAGAAGCCUCAGUGUUGAUGAAAAGACUUCUUGAGAAGCAUCCUCCGUCUACUGACAUAGAUGCCCAAUCUCUCGCUAUGCUCAGCGAGCACAACAAGAAAUAUCUCUGCAGGACUGACACUCAGCUUGACCUUUUGAAAGAUUGUAUCGUGCAGAGGCAGAUGGCAAGUUCACGUGAUGAUGAUUCAAACAACAAUUUGGACGCUGCCGCCUGA